UUGAGGUUUCAUUGCGCCGCCGCACACAACUUUACAUUAUUACGAAAAUAUGUGUGAAAUUUUGAUAAAAAAGUGUUGAUAAGUGUUUGAUAGUGACGAUUGUGAAGUGCAGUGUUAUGAUAUAGUUGACGGAGUAUCGUAGGCGAGUUUUAUUUACCUCAUGGCGGGCUCCGGGGGGUCGGAGUGGAGCGAGGGCGCUGCGGUGUGGUUCCAGCCACCCGGGGCCUCUGCCCCAUUGCCCGGAGAGCUUAUUGAGAUCCACCGAGCUGCCCGCGUCCUGCUCGUCAGCGCUAUCGUCAAUGGACAGGCUCAAACAUUCGCCCUGCAAAUGAGCAAUGGCGAUGAGGAGGGUGACCCAGUAUGGCCGAGGGAGGAGCUGGGUCCUACAGGCGUUGACGACAUGACCCGCCUUCAUGAUUUGCACGAAGCUGCCCUGCUAUGGAACCUGAAGCUUAGAUACGAGCAGGGACUGAUAUAUACAUACGCUGGCUCCAUUUUAGUAGCCGUAAACCCGUAUCGACCUGUCGAUGCUUUGUAUGGCUUACAGACUGCCAGAAGAUAUCACGCAGCUGAAGCCCUGGGCGACUUGCCACCGCAUCUGUUCGCCAUAGCUGCUGCCGCACGUGCAUCUCUACCUCAGCCUCAAGCCAUAUUGAUAUCCGGAGAGUCAGGAGCGGGGAAAACCGAGUCAACAAAAUUAGCCGUCCAAUUUCUCGCAGCAGUCGCCCCAGCACCCCCGGGGAGAGCGCCCGUAUCUGAACAGAUAUUAGAAGCCGCGCCAUUGUUGGAGGCCUUUGGCAACGCACGCACGCCAAAAAACCACAACUCUAGUCGCUUUGGAAAAUUGCUUGAAUUAUACUUUAAGGAUGGCGCUUUAGCCGGUGCCAGAGUUGCUCAUUAUUUAUUAGAAAAAUCGCGAAUAGUCACACAAUCGCCCGGAGAACGAAAUUAUCAUGUAUUCUACGAACUCUUGGCUGGUUUGGAUGAGGAACAGAGGAGAUCUAGAGGUCUAUUGUCAGCAGAACAUUAUUUCUAUUUAAAUCAAGGUGGAGAUUCGGCUGGGGCCGGCGCGGGGGCUGAUUGGUCCGCGCUUUGUGGUGCCAUGCAAGUGUUGGGUAUUGGCGAUGCGGAGCGUGAGGAUAUAAUAAGAGUACUAGCAGCUGUGUUACAUUUAGGUAAUGUUUACUUUCAUAGACGACAACUUCGUCAUGGUCAAGAGGGGGUGCAAUUAGGGGGAGGUGCUGAAGUGCGAUGGGCGGCGCACUUAUUGAAGCUACCAGCAGAGGAACUGGCUAGAGCUUUAACUACUAGAGUAACAGCGGCUCGAGCAGAGAAAAUGAGAUCGCCGCUGCCGAUAGACCAAGCAUUAGAUGCAAGAGAUGCGUUUGCCAAAGCCCUGUAUUCGUCGUUAUUCAAUUGGCUUGUGAUGAGAAUUAAUUCAAUAGUACAUAGAGGGGGACUGCAUGAUGCACACCGAAUAUCUCUCCUAGACAUCUUCGGCUUCGAAGACUUGGAAGAGAAUUCGUUUGAACAACUUUGUAUAAACUAUGCCAAUGAAACGCUGCAACAUUACUUCAAUAAGCAUAUAUUUAAGUUAGAACAGCAAGAGUACCAAAAGGAAAGGCUUGAAUGGUCUCAUCUCACUUGGAAUGAUAAUUCUCCAGUUAUCCAACUUCUCAGCAAGAAACCGGUUGGUAUUUUGCACCUGCUGGAUGAUGAGAGUAACUUCCCUCGAGCGUCGGAUGUAUCGUUCCUUGAGAAAUGCCAUUACAACCAUGCUUUAAACGAGCUUUACUCUCGGCCCCGAUUAGGAGCCAACGAAUUUGGGGUUAAACAUUAUGCAGGACAAGUUUGGUAUAAUGUGGACGGGUUCUUAGACAAAAACCGAGAUGCUCUUCGUGGUGACGUCUUGGAACUCCUGUGCAGCAGCGAGGUGCCCCUUGUGGCUGAAAUGUCUGCCCAGUUGAGGGCCCACCAUGACGCAAAUAAAACUCUGCCACGGGGUGCUAAUGGAAGAUUUGUUACUAUGAAACCUAGGACACCAACUGUAGCUGCUAGGUUUUCAGACAGUCUCCAACAACUACUAGAAUCAAUGUCACGCUGCAACCCCUGGUUCGUUCGAUGCAUCAAACCUAACUCCGAGAAGUCACCGAUGAAAUUUGACAUGCCCUGUGUCCUUGCUCAACUCCGGUAUACAGGCAUGUUGGAUACCAUUAGAAUCAGACAGAUGGGAUAUCCCAUACGUAUUCCCUUCCAAGUGUUUCUGGAAAGAUACAGGUACCUCCUGAAGUCAUUGCCAACUCGUUCAACCCCGUAUCGUGAAAUAUGUAACUCCAUUCUCGCCGAUAUGCCUCCAACCGGAGCAGUGGGUGCAGAUUUCCAAUUGGGCGCGGCGCGUGUUUUUAUACGCGAAGCUCUUCACCGAGCUUUAGAGCGGGCUCGGGCUGACAAGUUGCGAGCCGCCGCCACCAAGCUUCAGGCCCAAAUUAGAGGGUUCCUUGCCAGGAAACGCUAUUACCAACUACGUCACUCAGCAGUCCGGAUUCAGUCAUGGUGGAAGGGUUCACGAGAUCGGCGAACGUUCCUUGUAGCACGGCAUGGAGUUGUGAAGGCACAGGCUCUAGUCAGAGGUCGGCAGGCGAGAAAACGAGUCACGGCCAUGAAGGAACAGAUGCGAAGGCGACAAGAAGCCCAACAGGCCGCAGCUAAACGGCGUGCUGCAGAGCAAAAGGCAAAGGCUGAAAGUCUGCAAGUUCUGGAGGUGCCAGCGGAAUUGGCGUUUAUACUAUCCAAGAUUGAGGAGUGGCAGCCGCCUCAUUCUGACAGAAAUAUUACCAAGAUAUCAGACGUAUACUGUGAAGAGGAACGCAUCCAAUUGCCUAAAGAUCUACAGCAAUUUGCGUUCUCAAAGUUCAGUUCUGUGUACUUCGCGGAUGGCGGGCACCUCAGCCCAAGAAAACUCCCCAUCACCAAACCAUUCUUAUCUAAAGCUGCUGUAAGAGAUCAAGAUUUCAAUGAUGCUGUAGCAGUAUUUAAAUUGAUUUUAAGAUGGUGUGACGAUUCGAAUUCUGGAAAUGAAACAAGGCAAAAGAUGAUAGCUGACUAUAUAGCCUCCCGUGGCAUCAGCUCUCGUGGCCUGCGUGAUGAGGUGCUAGUACAACUAUGUAACCAAGCCAGCGAUCGAAACGGAAGCGCGCGCGUAUUACCACUUCUUGCGCACUGUCUGGCUGCUUUUCAACCUGGAGCUGCGUUACACAAAUACCUGGUACGGUUCAUAUCAGAGCAUUGGGAAGGACCUGAUAAGGCGCGGGUUUUACGCCUGGCGUGUGGUAGCGAAGCGAACUCAGCUCGGGCAAGUGGUCUUGCUCGACGCGCCCCGCCCACUCUUCUCGAAUGGAAGGCAGCAAGUGAGCAGGCCAGACCAGCGCUAGCAUUGCAUCUGCCUACUGAUCGCGUAGAGAAAGUAUGUGUAGAGGCGUGGACAACAUGUGAGCGCGCCGCAUCCAACGCCCUUGCAGCAGCGGGUGUAGCUCAUGAUGCAACCGGCUGGUCAGUCACCAUGGAACAUAAUGGACAACUUACUGAAUGGGCAGGAUGCGAAUACGUACUGGACGCUGUGGGUGAGAUGGAGACAUUUUCCUCCCUCUGUGCUGGUCGUUCGUCACCCUUACGAGCAAAUACGCCAUCUACCCCACCACCCUCACACGUUCUAACGCAUGCCCACACGCUCACACGCACGCGUACGCCUGAAUCGCCACGGGAACGUACGCUUACAGUCCCGCGUCAGACGCCACCAGCACCCCCUCCGAGAGCUUCUUCUAUUGAUACCGAGAGGCAACACCGACCACAAGUGCCACCGCCAGAGCCUCCAAAAUCUCGUUCACCAAGUAUCCAAAGGAUCCUCCACGAAUCCAUUGAAGAGAAUAUUUCCGAAUAUAACUGGAAAAUGGAAGAACCGCGCAAACAUAAUGAAUAUUCCAGAAAAGUAUCCCAUGAUAUUCUGUCACGGGAAUCAGCGCUUAAUGAACGUUACUUUGAACAACAGUCUGAUAAAGUCCGCAGUAGAUCCCUUGACAAUUUAUUAGGAGAUAACCCGGUUCCUCCGCCAUCAAAGCUAAUGGAUUUAGGAUUGUCGCAAUCACGGUUAAACGACAGAUACCACUCAGUGGAGAGACUGGGGGGAGCCCCGAGUGUUGCAAGUAGUAAAGGAGGAGAUGACUAUGGAACAGGCUCGCGUGUGUUGCCCUCCCGGUAUAUUAAGUCACAAUAUGCAGGAAAAAGAGCGCCCGCUGGUUCGCAGUCGAGUCGUGCGUAUAUUGAAAAGAGCUCGGAGUUUGGUGGUGUGCGAUCAUCAGCAAUGUCGGACACAUCAGAAGCGCCGAGCUUAGCGUCCCACGUGCGUCGAGUCCGCGUGCCCAGUCAGGCGUCAGAUGUUGAUCAGUUCCUCGACGACCUCUUCUCGCCCGUACUUGACCCUAACAUUGAUGAACUAUCGGAUGCCAGAUCACUUGCUGCAAGCAUCAAAGGUGGAAAAGACUACGACAAUUUCAUAGAUAACAUUCUUAAUUGCUCCUAUAAUGAGCAAUUGGAAAUUCUAAAUUCAGAAGAAAAGCUAGAGCGGGCCAUAAAAGGUGGAGGAAAGGAAGAUACACAACCGAGCAGAAAAGAAUCUAAUGUAGAUUCUGUUGACGAUUACAUAACCAACCUUUUCGACCCAAUAUUCUUAAACGAUAGUUUAAAAAGACUCAAUGAUGGAGAAAGUUUAUCUGGUGCAAUUAAAGGCGGUGGAGCCACGCCAAGAUCUGCUUCGGCGAAUACGUCAGCCCUCAGUUAUGGAUCAAUGUCCAUGCCCCCUUCAAUGCCUUCAAUGCCAGCCACUCCUGAAGCGUUAGCCGCGGCACUUGGUCUUCACCUUCCUCCGCCGGGAACGGUAGAUAUUAAUGCGUAUCAUCAAAAUUUGCAAAGGGCAUUCCUUCAAAAUGCAAUGGCUCAAAAUUUACAGAUACAACAACAACUACUUGCUCAAAAUCAGGCAUUACAAUCAUUGCUAGCUGGACAAGUGGUAGAAUCUGAAUCUACUCCGACAUCGCCAGUUCGGUCUUCCACUGUUGUGCAUGCUCAAGUACAUUCGCCACCGAGGAAUUCGAUGAAAAUGAGGCGUGAAUCAAACGAAAGCGGAUCUGGUGGAGCUCCUCCACCCCCACCACCCCCCAUGCCACCUCCACUACAUGAAAUGGACCCUUCCGAAGCUCGACCAUUCUUAGAUCCUUAUGGACGAGCUAAAACAGUUCGAAUUGGAAAAUGGAGAUGGCCACCGCCUAAAGACGCAGUUCCGCAAGAUACCACACAAGAUUUUACUAAAUUCAAAAUGCGACAGAUUCAGAGAAGACAUACCCCACAAUCACAUACUAAUGGAGAGCACCACCCUGAGCCACCGAGAGGUAGAUCAAGAUCAGAAGCAUCACCAAGCAUUGAGUGGGAAGAAUUUGAAGUUGACGGACAACCACCCUCCAACAGAGAACCACCGUCACAAAGAACGGCCAGACGUAGCUUUGAAAUUGGUGCACAAAGACCAUCGCCAGGCAGUGUUGGAAAAUUAAAGCUCAGCUCAGAAAUGCGACAGAGGUUGGAACGGGUUACUGCUAGCCAUUCUGUCCGAAGCUCGUCUUCAGCUGCAGAAACACCCAGAGCAGUUAACAAACUAGAAGACACCAGGAAAUUAAUGCUAGAGAGGCAGUUAGGGGGUGGGCCUCGGUGGGAUGCCCCACCACCCCCAUUACCCCCAGCUCCUCCUGGCCCAGCCCCCCCUCCGCCAAAUUCACCCCCAUCACCACCUGAUAAGCCAGCCCCACCACCACCAUCGGUGACAGACACGUCCUCGACAUUUGCGCAAUUACGUCGCGACAGAGAUACGUUUGGCGUUCAUCAGAAUAGGGAAGUGGACGAUCGUCAUAACUUCUUAGCCAACUGGAACUCACGUAGAAAAGAUGACAACGAAUCGCAAGCAGAUGACCUAGCAGCACGAUUUUUAACAGCAGAUAGACGCGAAAAACGUCGUGAUGACUGGGGCGAUGAGUCGGAGACUAGAAGUUACGAUGAUAAAGGUCGUGAUGAAUGGGACUCAGAAAUUGGUGAUAGGAGUAGAAACCAUGAUAACUUCUCGGGCCGAGAUGCAUCAGAGAUAUACGAAAUGUCACCAACGCGAACGGAAAGAAAGGGCGACACGUUCGAUCGCGCUAUGUUUGAUGAUUUUGAACGGUUUGAUGGUAGGAAAAAUUCACGUGACAUGCUGAUGGGAAGAUCAAGAGAAAGCCCGAGAAGAGAUGUUAUGUUUCCGCCAGAUAAUGGGGACACGUUAAAACGCCACGAUCGACCCACAUUUAAAACCCACAUGGCUCAGAAGGAAAGAGACCGAAAACUAGAAGCCGAGAGGAGACAAUCCGUAUCAACACAUGUUACAGAUAAAACGGAACAUCUAGAAAAUGUACCAGCUCCGGCAGCCUUUCUGCCAGCAUCCGAUCGCAGUUUUCUUACCUACCAACGCGUGCCGUGGAAGUUGCGCGUGCGCAAGGAAGUAUUUUCACCAUUGGAAACAUAUAGCGAGCCUGCCAUAUUAGAUUUAUUAUAUGCACAGAUCGUAAGCGACAUAACAUCGACAUUGCCAUCUCUACGCAUCAGUACAGCUGAUCGGCGAGCUGGCAACACUUGGUUACGAUCUCAAAAUGGGCCAGUAAGGGUAGCUUCUAAACGCCAGGCCGUUGAAAUGGCUCGAGAAUGGCCUUUCUACUUUGCCAGAUUAUAUUCUGCCAGAAUACAGCCAGGAGAGAAUGCGGUGCUAGCUGUGUCACACAGUGGAGUAUUUAUUGGAGUUAAAGGUCCCGGCGGUCUCAUAGUGCGUCGGUCAUUAUCGUUUUCGGGUCUACGCGCAUCGUCGCCUGCACCUAGUACUUUGCAGUUGACACCUUCGCGCGACGCCCCGCUCACGCUGCACGUCCCGCUCGCACACAGCGCACACUCGCUCAUCGCUGAAUUCGCGCUUCAGUACUCACAGAUACAACCAAAACCUACCACAAAUGGCACGACCAACGUAAAAGACAGGCUACCAGAGCGAGAGACACGUGAACGCGAGACCAGGGAGUCCCGGGAAUCCCGCGAGUCCCGAGAGUCCAGAGAGUCACGAGAAUUAAGGGAAUCGCGAGAAAUCAGAUCUGCCCGAGAGAGUCGGGAAGAGGAAUUAGAUAGAAGAACGAGCCCACCGCGAGAGAGGGAAAGAGAGAGGGAGAUACACGAAGAAAGAAGAGAACAGCAACACGAUGGCAGACACCCAUUGCUGCAGUUUGCAGUUGAUCACUUUAGACAGAGCCCUGAAUUGGAAGUUCUUAAAGCGGACUCGUCUCUGAAGAGCAAAGCGAAACGCAACGAGUGGACUUGGAAAGCUCAAACUGAUGUCGUCAAGUGGCAAGCCACGCCCCUGCGUGCUCCAUUACUUCGUCUUCCCGCAGCAUUAGCUCCACCGGCCUUAGAAUGCUUUACAUGCGUAAGGGCAUACUGUGGUGAUUUGCAACCACCAGAGAGAGCUAUGCAUCAGGAUUUGACCGAAGUCAAAUGUGUCUACACUGUUCUUAUGCAUUGCCACUCAGUGCCAGAACUCCGUGAUGAAGUCUACUGUCAACUGAUGAAGCAGACCACGUCAAACAGAUCCGCCACACCAGACUCAUGCCAGCGUGCUUGGAGACUCAUGUCAAUUCUUGCUGCGUACUUUACCUGCUCAGAUACACUCAGGCCAUUCUUAGUGGAAUACUUGUCAGCGGCAGCAGCUGAUCGGCGAAGACCGUGCCAAGGAACUGCAGCAGUUUGUCUCGCUAACUUCAGGAAAACCGUCCGAUGUGGCGGACGCAAGAAUGUGCCCAGUAUUGAAGAGGUUACAGCAGUAUCAGCCGGUCGCUCAGCUCGUCGUCAGCUGUACCGACUGCCAGGCGGCGCAGAACGAGUCGUCAACACACGUUGCGCGACUACCGUACAGGAUAUUGUUGAUGAGCUAACGGAACUGAUCGGCGUCCGUAGCGAAGCAGAACGCGCCGAAUUCUCUCUAUAUUGCAUUGUCUCCGGUGACGCACUGACCAUGCCUUUGGCCAGUGACGAGUACGUCCUAGACGUGACCACUGAGCUCCAGCGAGCUCAUCACCCCUUCUACCUGAUCUUCUGCCGGUCAGUGUGGCACCACCCUCUGAGGACUGACGCCCCACCGCUGUAUACUGAAGUGCUUUUUAACCAGGUGGCGCCGGACUACCUGGAAGGUCUUCUGCUAGUUCUUCCAGGAGGUGGUCCACCAGCAGCCAACGUAAUCCGUGACGCUGCCUCAGUGGCUGCCCUACUCCAUAGAGCUGCAGGCCUCGCUGAACCCCCACAUCCGAGAGACCUGAAGUUCCUCCUCCCAAAACCUUUACUGGCGUUACGAGACCCCAGACCAAACAAAUGGGCCUCCUGGGUAACUGCCGAGUGGCCCCAAGCUAGAGCUCUGUCUCCGCAGGCUGCUAAAUCCAAAGUACUCCAGGUACUAUCCCGUUGGGCCCUAUUCGGGUCGUCGUUCUUCGCCGUCCGCCGCGUAGGUGGAGGGGGCACGGGGGGCGAAUGGCGCGAAUUCGUCCUAGCUCUGAACAGACGCGGCGUACAUCUGCUGCACCCACACACCCACGAUACGGACACACAUUGGCCGCACGCGGAACUCAUUUCUACUAGAAAGGUGCGUUCCGAAGAUGGCACCCUAUUCUUGGACGUGAAGUGUGGAUCGCUACUGCAACAGAGAGUCACACGCCUUCAAGCAGAACAGGCACACGAAAUCGCUCGUCUCAUACGACAGUACAUUGCGCUACAGAGGGAGAGACACGAUACUGAUAUGAACAGCCAGUAGAGUUUGUGAACAUAGCUAGUGUGCAUACCUCAAUCCGUCUAAAUCUGGGGUUGGAGUUAGACCUAAGAAUUCCUCGCGCCAUAUUGAGAUAAUUUUAAGUGUUUCAUCAAAAAAACGUAAAAUAAAAUCUUUUUUUAUAAAUGACAUUAAAUUGUUUUAUCGGUUUUCUUUCUUUUUAAAUUCUUGAGACUUUAGUGGUUUGUUUUUUCUUUCGCCAUGUCUUAUAAGAAUUUAUCUUUGGUACCACCAACUAUUUUACAGAAGAUGACCCUUUGAUUUUAUAAAAACUAUUGUGAAUACUAGCUGCUACUCCCUUCCUCGCUAUACUAAUACUGCAUUAUAAUGUUCAAUAUAAAAUUUUCUAUCGCCUAUUUAAUGUAUAGGAAAGUGCACGGUCGGUAUUAGGUAUAUAUUCUGACCUAAGUUUGAUUUGCAGAAGUUACUCUAAGAACGAGACUUAGCGCUAAGUCUAACUCUUGUAUGUCAAAAACGUACUGAAUUUUGACACACGGGAAUCAAUAAUUCGCGCUAAGUUUCUAAAUCUCACCCAAAGUCAUAUUGCUACUACUAAUAGACGCGUCAAGUUUCCCGAAGGUUUUAAAUAGGUAUAAAAAUAUCAAACGCAAAACAUUGUUAAGCCAAAAAUUUAAUUAUCUCAAUAUGGUUCGAGAUCCAGAGGAGUAAAAUGAGAAUAGGAUUCUAGAAUUCAUUAAAAUAGUUUACUUCUAUUUUCAUUUUAGUCAAGUUACGUUGUAUUAUAUUUUAUAUAAUUUAUAGAGUAUAACCAAAAAAUAUCUAUUGUCACAAUUUAUAACUUGUCUAUGGAAUUCGUAUUAUUCGUCUAUAAUAUUGUUUUUUCCAUAGACAAAUAUAUCGAUAGUUUAAGGUGCUAAUACGAAGAUAGAUCGAAGUACGAUAACCCAGAGUUGUUUAUAUUUAUUCGAAAGACAAAAAGUGCUAAUUAACAAUGAGCACCUAAAUUUUGUGUAGCAAAAGGCCGAAUAGGUCGGAGUCAUGUUUAUUUUUAUAUGAAAUUUUAUAUUGUAAUUAUAAUUGAAUGUUUGUACAUGUCAAUAAAGGUAUACAGUUUUA
Molecule: messenger RNA, 10003 nt
Organism: Pieris napi
Lineage: Eukaryota; Metazoa; Arthropoda; Insecta; Lepidoptera; Pieridae
Gene: Myo10A
Product: myosin-VIIa
Exons: 33
Coding region: 161-8911 (2916 amino acids)
Cellular component (GO): cytoskeleton; myosin complex
Molecular function (GO): protein binding; ATP binding; cytoskeletal motor activity
Source: RefSeq, a predicted model, not a curated record